Durusdinium trenchii is the source of this 333-nucleotide messenger RNA. The record is from the annotation of a GenBank genome assembly. Lineage: Eukaryota; Dinophyceae; Suessiales; Symbiodiniaceae.
AUGACGCAUCUGACCCAGUUCAACAAGAAGUUUAGUGAGCAGCAACUCGAAACCUUGUUUGAUGCAGCUGACACAGACAAGGAUGGUGCAAUUCAAUACGAGGAACUCUGCAGCUGGCUUUGCGACACUCCAUGCUUCUCGAGGUAUUUCCAAGAACUGGACAAGAUCGAGAAGGAGUACCAUCGGAGGUUGGCAAGCUACGAAUCGCACGUGGACGACCGGAAUGAAGAAGCGUUUAAGGAAACCUUCGAUGCUAUGGCGACAGAGUCGGGUGACAGGGCCAGACGCAAAUCAGAUCCACAGAUUCAAUUGCUGGUGGCCCAAGGUGAUUAG